AUGGUCAAGUACAACAUCUUCGCUCUCGCCGGCAUGGCCGUGGCCCUCCCCUUGAACAUUAACCUUGGCGCCUAUUCCCCAGCCUUGGUAGUUGGUGAUGGUGAAAUUAGCUUCGGAGGUGGCCAAGACGUGUCAAACUUGAUCAACGCUCUCGAGGGUGCCGCCGUCAACGCUGCCAGUGGUGCCGCUACAAACGGCGCCGCUGCUGCCCCGGCUGCUGCUGCUUCUCCCGCCGCCGAGUCUCCCGCCGCCGCCGUUGGAGGCGCCGAGGCUCCUACUACCGCCAACGCGGCGGCCCCAGAUGCCGCCCUCCAGGAACAGGCACAGCAAAUCGCCGCACUCCAAGGCAUGGGCAAGGAGAUUGCUCCCCGUGUAGAGGUUGUCGAGACACCUAGCGUUGCCAAGCGAGAUCUCGCCGGCUUCGACCGAGCCCUUCAGUUCGCCGAGGUUGCCCUCGGAAAGGGCCCGAAGGUCCAGCUUGGUACUGGCGAGGGCGGUUCAGGCGUCGGUAUCAUCGUCGACAACAACCAGGAGGCUGCUGCUCGUGCUGGUACCGGCGUUGCUGAGAAGCGCAAGCGCGACCUGGACUCGUCCUCGCCCAAACUCAAGGUGACCACCAUGUACGUGCGCUCGGGGAUCCCAACUGCUCUCCAGUCCUCCGAAAAUAGCGUCGCUGCUCGAAAUGUAGCUGCCCCCGCAGUUGCUGCCAGCUCUUCGGCCUCGAGGAGGGAUGUCAUUGACGCGGUCAACCUAAACGUCGACGGCAACCAAGGGCUUACGAUGACUUUCGUCGAGACGGUCGAUGACGACGAGGAGUGA
Phaeoacremonium minimum UCRPA7 is the source of this 819-nucleotide messenger RNA. RefSeq lists its product as hypothetical. Bases 1 to 819 code for a protein of 272 amino acids. The transcript has 4 exons. Lineage: Eukaryota; Fungi; Ascomycota; Sordariomycetes; Togniniales; Togniniaceae. The record is from RefSeq and is a predicted model, not a curated record.